Messenger RNA from Spinacia oleracea (spinach), 510 nucleotides. Its product is annotated as transcriptional regulatory protein LGE1-like. Bases 1 to 510 code for a protein of 169 amino acids. The transcript has a single exon. Lineage: Eukaryota; Viridiplantae; Streptophyta; Magnoliopsida; Caryophyllales; Amaranthaceae. The record is from RefSeq and is a predicted model, not a curated record.
AUGGGCCCCCAAACCCAAAUUUCAAUAGGCAACAAGCACCUAGAGGCCCUUCUAUGCAUGCCUACCAAGGUGGUUCCUACCAAGGCCAAGGCCAAGGAGGAGGGUUUGAUCCCCCAAGGUCGGGGAAACUAUAGGGGGCAAGGCUAUCAAGGCCAAACUCCCUAUGGUCAACCCCAUGGCCUAGGUAAUCAAGCUCCUUACCACCAAGCUAGUUAUAACCCAAACUACCAAGGUGGAAUGGGCUAUAACAACCAAUAUGGGCAAGGUAUAGGAGUUUCUAGUGGGGGCUAUCCAUUGAAUUCUGGAAACCAAUAUGGCAAUUCCCAAUAUCCUCCUCUCGGAUUCAAUGUACCUAGGACUUAUGGCACUCAAUUUCCACCUAAUCCUUCCAGAUUUGGUAAUGCUCCUCCACCACUCCCGUCUCCUAAGUCGAAUCUUGAGGCUCUUAUGGAGUCGAAUGUGGGGGCGCAAGCCAAAAAGAAUGUGGAAUUUGAGGAUGAAUUUAAGUAA